Corvus hawaiiensis (hawaiian crow) is the source of this 1769-nucleotide messenger RNA. It is a transcript of the gene DNAJA1, whose product is annotated as DnaJ heat shock protein family (Hsp40) member A1. Gene Ontology annotation, molecular function: ATP binding; Hsp70 protein binding. NCBI's taxonomy places the organism in Eukaryota, Metazoa, Chordata, Aves, Passeriformes, Corvidae. Bases 196 to 1386 code for a protein of 396 amino acids. Gene Ontology annotation, biological process: protein refolding; response to heat. The transcript has 8 exons. Gene Ontology annotation, cellular component: cytosol; cytoplasm. The record is from RefSeq and is a predicted model, not a curated record.
GUCCGGAACAGCCAUUGGUGAGCCGCUGGCCCGGGCCCGGCGCGCGGCGGGGCAGGACUUCCGGGGUGGGGCCGGCUGUAAAGCGGACGGGCUGCGGGACCGGCCCGAACUUUCCAGAAGAGUCGGGGUCGGAGCAGCGGUGAGCGGGAUCUGCGCCCGCCGCCCCGGGGGCCUCCUGCCGCUGCCGCCACCGCCAUGGUGAAGGAGACCACCUACUACGACGUGCUGGGCGUGAAGCCCAACGCGUCCGCCGAGGAGCUUAAGAAGGCCUACCGCAAGCUCGCGCUUAAGUACCACCCGGACAAGAACCCCAAUGAGGGCGAAAAGUUCAAACAAAUCUCCCAAGCUUACGAAGUGCUGUCGGACCCGAAAAAGAGGGAGCUGUAUGACAAAGGAGGCGAGCAGGCUAUCAAGGAGGGCGGCUCUGGUGGCGGCUUCGGGUCACCCAUGGACAUAUUCGAUAUGUUCUUCGGCGGCGGAGGAAGGAUGCAGAGGGAGAGGCGAGGUAAAAACGUGGUCCACCAGUUGUCAGUAAGUUUAGAAGAUAUGUACAAUGGUGCAGUGAGGAAACUUGCACUGCAGAAAAAUGUUAUCUGUGACAAAUGUGAAGGUCGUGGUGGUAAGAAAGGUGCAGUAGAGUGCUGCCCUAAUUGCAGGGGAACAGGCAUGCAGAUCAGAAUUCACCAGAUCGGGCCAGGAAUGGUGCAACAAAUCCAGUCUGUGUGUAUGGAGUGUCAGGGGCAUGGGGAGCGUAUCAGCCCCAAGGACCGGUGUAAGAGCUGCAAUGGCAGAAAAAUUGUUAGAGAGAAGAAGAUCUUAGAAGUUCACAUUGACAAAGGAAUGAAGGAUGGUCAGAAAAUAACAUUCCAUGGUGAAGGGGAUCAAGAGCCAGGUCUGGAGCCAGGGGAUAUUAUUAUUGUUUUGGAUCAAAAUGACCACUCUGUAUUUAAAAGACGAGAUGAAGAUCUGUUUCUGUGUAUGGAUAUUCAACUGGUUGAAGCACUAUGUGGCUUUCAAAAGCCUAUCACAACGCUGGAUAACAGAACUAUUAUUAUUACCUCCCAUCCUGGCCAGGUUGUUGAGCAUUGGGCUAUUAAGUGUGUAUUGAAUGAAGGUAUGCCAAUUUAUCGCAGACCAUAUGAAAAAGGCCGUCUGAUCAUAGAAUUCAGGGUCAUUUUCCCAGAGAGUGGCUUCCUCUCCUCAGAUAAGCUGUCCUUACUCGAAAAACUGCUACCUGCAAGGCAGGAGAUAGAAGAAACUGAGGAAAUGGAACAGGUGGAAUUAGUAGACUUUGAUCCAUCUCAAAAGCAAAAACACCACUAUAACGGAGAAGUGUAUGAAGAUGACCAUCAGCCUAGAGGUGGUGUUCAGUGCCAGACAUCAUAAAUGGGCCAGUGAAUAACUUGUGAUGCUUGUUUUGUAUGCAGUAGUGGAUGAGUGAAGGACUACAAGCAGUUUGCCCUCACCUCCUGCUAUUUGUUGUUCUAUCCAGCCAUAGUUAUUUCUAAAAGCAUAAAGAAAUAAACUAAGUAAUUAAACUGACUUUGCAAUUUGUAUAAAGAUCAAGGAUGCAAGCUCAUAUGAAGCUGACUGCACUUCACCCCUGCCUCUUGGUCCAGAAAACUCCCUUACCUGCUUGUCUUUUAUUCCAAACCUUGUAAUUCCUGUAUGUGUGCAAUUGCCCAGGCUUAAACUAAGAUUCUGUGGUGUGCUUUUUAGGAAUUCUAGAUCUUAUACUCUGUGAAUAAAGUAUGCACAAGUACUUAUAA